This is a messenger RNA of Mya arenaria, 2374 nucleotides long. Its product is annotated as ion channel TACAN-like. Gene Ontology annotation, cellular component: membrane. The transcript has 11 exons. Lineage: Eukaryota; Metazoa; Mollusca; Bivalvia; Myida; Myidae. The record is from RefSeq and is a predicted model, not a curated record. The coding region runs from base 1 to 1152 and encodes 383 amino acids.
AUGGACACGAAAUCGGAAGAUUUGGCGUCUGUUAAAAACGUGGAGAACACUGAACAGCCAAUCUUGCAAAUUAAAAAUCCAGUUGUUAAAGUUGCUCUUCAAGACUGGGAAGAUCUUGAUAAGGAUUUGGUGCAGCUUGAGUUGGACAAUGAUCAGUACAAGAAGAAGUUGGAGGAAAUGAAGGUCCUGCAGAAAAAAUGUCUGGCAGGCAUUGCUCAUCAGCGGUAUAGGCUAAAGAAGAUUACAGAGGCCUUAAAGCCAGUGAAGCAUUUAAGUGAAGAUGAAGAGAAGGCUGUGAAUGCUCUUCAGAUGCACAUGUUGAAAAAGAAGAGCACAUUUCGGGACUAUGAGGAUAACUUGCCACACAGAAAUGGAUUGUAUCUAAACAUAAUUCUUGGGCAGGUGAACAUCUCCUUACUUAACAAGGAAGACAAGUACCUGUACAAGCAGGACUAUGAGAGGUUCAAGCUGACUUUGAGUAACAUCAUUCUCAUCCUGUCACUCCUCCUUGUCCUUGGAAACUACAUUGUCGACUUCUCCAAUAUCAGAUGGGCUGACUCUAUUCUCCAUUUCCUUCUGGUCUGGUACUACUGCACACUGACAAUAAGAGAACAGAUACUUAUUGUCAAUGGAUCCAGAAUCAAGGGCUGGUGGGUGCUUCAUCACUUUGUGUCCACGGCCUGUUCCGCUAUCACACUCAUAUGGCCAGAUAGCUACUCUUACAUGCAGUUUCGAACCCAGUAUGGCUGGUUUAUCCUUUAUGUUGCGUUUGUCCAGCUGUUGCAGUACCAGUACCAAAAGGGUUGUCUCUACCGCCUCAAAUGUCUCGGUCAGCGACAUGACAUGGACGUCACUGUUGAAGGGUUUAUGUCAUGGAUGUUCAAGGGCCUGUCCUACCUGCUGCCUUUCUUGUUCAUGGCUUAUUUGUUCCAGCUAUACAACGCUGUGAUUCUGUACCAGCUGUCAUACGACCCACGAUGUACUGAGUGGCAGGUUCCUGUCCUCGCCAUCAUCCACCUUAUCCUCUUCCUCGGCAACAUGAGCACGACCCUGCUUGUCCUCAAGCAGAAAUUCACAGAGGAUAUAAAAAAUAUAAAGAAGUUUUACAAAACCAAGUAUCGCUUCAACAACUCCAAGCCAAAAAUCAUGUAGACUUACAAAUAAAGUCAGUGGCAUGUUGAAACAAGACUUUGACAUAGCACUGGUUAAGAGAGUUCUUAGAGGUUCAAUAAAACCAAAUUACAUUUAGAAAAGCUAAGGUGCACUUUAAAUAAUUCAGGUUAUGCUUAACAUGAUUCCACGUUUUCUGACAAACAUGUACAAAAUGGUACAGUAUUGAGUAAUGUUGAAGACCUUUAGUUAAAGGUCUACAGAGUCUUACAGCUCAUAACUGUAAAUCCUGGAAAAUGGCAGGGGAUCUGUUUUAGUACAUGUGUAGGACCGAUAAAUGCCCAAAGCAGGGUAAAGGAUCCCUUUUGAAAUAGUGUCCAAAGUCAUUUAUAUUAAUUUCAAGGUACUUUAUUCUGUUAUUGAUUCAAUUGUACCAGCAAAAACAAUCUGUACAACUGUACAGUAGUCCGAUUUUUAUUAAAACUUCAAAAGCCCUACUUCUCAGAGUAUUUUCGCAGUAUAUUUAUUUAUAGUGAAAGUGUACUUUGUUCUGGGCACAUCCAGAUGAGAUACUUUGAGCAACGUUGAGGAUGUUAGUUACAGUUUUUUUCCUUCCUGGGAUGGUAAAUGUACAAAUUGUACUUUGUACUUUGUUACUUGCCAUUUGCAGAAAUACUAUAAAACCAUCAUACUAAUUAGAAAUUUUAUUUGAAAAAGUUUGUUAUUUUUUUUGUGUUCAUUUUAUUAUCAGGUCAGAAAUACAUCUAUAAAUAACAAGUGCAAUAAAAUAGUCUUUCUUUGAUGACAAAAUAGUCUCUAGAUACAAUACAAGGUAAUUAUAAACAUGAUAUUGGCAUUUGUGAACGACAAGUUUGGUGUUGUAUUUUAUUAAUUCAUUGAUCGGGUAUGUUUGUUUUUUAAUUAGAAGGCUUUGUUAUUGUUACGUUCAUGGUUGGUUGUUGUGUUCGUUGUAAUUAUGUCAUAUGCAUGUUAUAUUUAAAUAGAGCGUAUAACUAAAACAUGAUACUUGAUCAUAUUAGUAAUACAUGUAGCUCAUUUUAAAUUUAUUCCUUCAUAGUAGUGUCCAACAUACUAUAACUCCAUCCUCAACAUUUAGUAAUUUACAACGCCUCAUUUGCGCUUGUUAUCUAUAAUGUUGUGUGCCAGUUACAUGAUGUAUAUGUUAUUUACUGAUCUAAGUCAUAAUGAUGUUGCCAUACGUGUAUAUCGAUCUUUACAUAAUUAUAAACUAAUACAAAAAGUA